GCAUAGUUUCGAGUUGAAUAGACUUUAAAAUGCUCUAGAAUAAUGUGAAUAUUUAUUGGUUAUGAAUUCAGUAGCUUUCGGAAUUUGAAUAAAAAAGUUGAAAAAUUCUACGCGGUGAUUUGUGAUAGGUGAAUUUCCAACCGCACGUCCACUUACGAUUGGCUAAGACGGCAAGGUGGUGGAUAUUGCGUCUGUCAACACACCUUCAAUAAUUUGUCUGCUGUGAAAACUGCAAUCUUUUGGCAGAUUUUUACCGCUAAAAUAUUUAUUGAUUAGCAAACUUUUACUAAUUUUUCAGCAGAACUGAAAUUCUUUCGAGUACAUACUUGAAAAAAUAACUAUAGUUUAAGUAACGAUUUGCCAGAAGCGCUUAAGAAUAUGUUAAAGCCUGCCAGUAUCUUUUUUCUCCAUGCAACUUCACUUUUUAUCUUCUGCUCUUUCGGUUUUGCCGAAAGUAAAAAAUACUCGCCACCGUCGAAACUGAAAUCAGAAAAACUGCCACCCUGUGCAGCAUGCAAAGUUUUUACAGGGAGUCUCAAAAAGGAAAUCCAGAGAACGGAGAGAGGAAAGUUCGAGGGAGGCGACACCGCAUGGGAAGAGGACAAGCUGAAGAGCUACUCGAAGAGCGAAGUCCGACUGACAGAAAUUCAAGAGAAUCUUUGCAAAGGCGUGGAUAGAGGCGAAGAUCAAUGCUACACAUUGGCAGAAGAACUGGAGCAGAAUAUAGAAGAUUGGUGGUUCAACCAUCAAAGUGAACACCCCGACAUUUUCACUUACCUUUGUAUAGAAGUGACGCAGCGUUGUUGUCCAAAAGAUCAUUUUGGUUCGGCAUGCACACCUUGCGAGGGUUAUCCUGACAAUGUUUGCAGCAAUAAUGGAAAGUGCAAAGGUGCAGGAACGAGGAAAGGAAACGGCCAGUGUGCCUGUGAUCGAGGAUACACAGGCACGAAUUGUGGAGAGUGCGCUGCCGGCCAUUACGAAUCUUACAGAGACGAGAACAAAUUAUUGUGUUCAACUUGUCACACAGCCUGUGUAGGAAUCUGCAAAGGAGCAGGUCCUGCCGAUUGCCUAGAGAGUUGCAAAGAUGGCUGGCAGAUGAUGGGUGAAAGAGGAUGCGAAGACAUCAACGAAUGCCUAGAAAGCGACAAAUACUGUCCAGGAAAUCAGUUCUGCAUUAAUAAAGAAGGAAACCAUUCGUGUCUGCGAUGUGACAGGGCUUGCAAUGGCUGCACCGGGGAUGGCCCGGACAUGUGUAUCAAAUGUGCUGACGAAUAUGAGCUCAAGGACAAUAUCUGUAUAAAUCCAGACAUUCUCGGUCGUAAAAAUACAGAAAAUUGGGCUCGUUACCUCACGUACUUCGGUCUCCUCGUGGCGACAGGAAUUUUAAUAUGCCAACGAAAUAUUUACGCUGCGAGUGUGAUAGGAGUGAUGGUCGGUGUUUACAUAUCCGCUUCCGAAUACAUGAUAGCAAACACGAACGUCCAGAGUGCCACACCGAAUAUGGACAUUUUAGGGCCUGCCGAAUGAAUAGAAAAUAAAAAAAAAAAAACAAUCGAUUUAAUUAAGGAAAAAAUGGUUUUAUGUGCGUGACAACAGUCGAGUAUUUACAAUUAUCGAGUGAACGGAAUCUCUCGGUUUGAUCUUUUGCAUUUUUGUAUAAAUUUCGAUUACCAAAAAAAGAGUUAAAAACGAGAGAUUCGAAGUACGUUUUCUCCACAAAUUUCCAAUGUAAAAUAUGUAAAUUGGUUAGGACGCAGAGACGCCACAAUGAAGAGGUAUUUUUGGUUAUGUCUCGGGGACUGAAUGUUUAAUUAUAAUUAUUAUUAAACCUGUACUUGAAUUUUCCAUCAAGAAAAAUCUGUGUUCAUUUUUUAAGUACAAAAAAUGGUGAGUUUGUCAUUAAAUUCAGGAAAAAUGUCAUUUUUGUAAAUUUUCCUCGAUCGAUCGAACCGCCAAUCGUUUUCCACUGGGAUUGAAUUCUCGUCGAAACUUCCAAAUAGUGAAAUAACGAAUGGAAUAUUUCAUUUAGUUCCUCAAUAGAAAUGUAUUUUCUAGUCCACGUAUUUGAGUUAAUCAGGAUUAAAAUGGAUGAAGAUCGGAUGCCAGAGAAA
Messenger RNA from Venturia canescens, 2111 nucleotides. It is a transcript of the gene Creld, whose product is annotated as Cysteine rich with EGF like domains. The transcript has 3 exons. Lineage: Eukaryota; Metazoa; Arthropoda; Insecta; Hymenoptera; Ichneumonidae. Bases 379 to 1527 code for a protein of 382 amino acids. The record is from RefSeq and is a predicted model, not a curated record.